Plodia interpunctella (Indianmeal moth) is the source of this 2899-nucleotide messenger RNA. RefSeq names its product Glycerol-3-phosphate dehydrogenase 1 (gene Gpdh1). Gene Ontology annotation, cellular component: cytosol; glycerol-3-phosphate dehydrogenase (FAD) complex. Gene Ontology annotation, biological process: glycerol-3-phosphate catabolic process; carbohydrate metabolic process. Lineage: Eukaryota; Metazoa; Arthropoda; Insecta; Lepidoptera; Pyralidae. The transcript has 9 exons. Bases 283 to 1368 code for a protein of 361 amino acids. Gene Ontology annotation, molecular function: glycerol-3-phosphate dehydrogenase [NAD(P)+] activity; protein homodimerization activity; NAD binding. The record is from RefSeq and is a predicted model, not a curated record.
CAAAAAUUUCAAGGCAACUGUCCACUCCCGGCGGCUCGCCCCUCGCCUCUGUUUUCGUCUCGCUCGUUCGUUGUAAAUCAAACCAAGCAAGCAAGUUCUUGUUUGUAGGGCUGGUUAUUGUAUUGAUAAACGUAAUGAAGUUCUUAUCAUCUAGCUAAAUUCGCAGUUUGGUAUAUCACGGUGCGGAGCGCCACUCGUUCUUCACUUCCACCAGUCGUUAAGUGCAGUGAAUCGUGGGCUGACGUAUCCAGUUGUAUCUAAUUACACAUUUUGGUGUUUAUAAUGGCAGAUUUACCUAAGAGCAGGGUUUGCAUUAUAGGAUCCGGAAAUUGGGGUUCAGCAAUAGCAAAAAUUGUUGGAAGAAAUGCAGCAAGACUCCCUAACUUUGAAGAUAGAGUCACCAUGUGGGUGUAUGAAGAAAUUAUUGAGGGCAAGAAACUGACUGAAAUAAUCAAUGACACCCAUGAAAAUAUCAAAUAUCUUCCAGGACACAAGUUGCCCCCUAAUGUUGUGGCCGUUCCUGACGUAGUGGACGCAGCGAAAGACGCCGACCUCCUUAUCUUCGUAGUUCCCCACCAGUUUGUAAGGACUAUUUGCUCCACACUUUUGGGUAAAAUUAAGCCCACUGCAGCAGCUCUUUCAUUGAUUAAGGGAUUCGACAUUGCGGAAGGCGGUGGCAUUGACCUAAUUUCGCACAUUAUCACAAGAUGUCUGAAAAUCCCUUGCGCAGUGCUAAUGGGUGCCAACAUCGCUUCGGAGGUGGCUGAUGAGAAAUUCUGCGAGACAACUAUCGGUUGCCGCGAUGUGACUCUCGCGCCGAUGAUGCGGGACAUCAUUCAGACGGAGUACUUCAGAGUGGUCGUGGUUGACGAUGAGGAUGCCGUCGAAAUCUGCGGCGCUCUCAAGAACAUAGUAGCAGUAGGCGCCGGCUUCGUUGACGGUCUCGGUUACGGUGACAACACGAAGGCGGCCGUCAUCAGGUUGGGGCUCAUGGAAAUGAUCAAAUACGUGGACGUGUUCUACCCCGGCAGCAAACUCAGCACCUUCUUCGAAUCCUGCGGAGUCGCCGACCUUAUCACUACAUGCUACGGUGGCCGAAACAGGCGCGUGGCGGAAGCAUUUGUAAAGACGGGACGUUCCAUAAAAGAGCUCGAAGAUGAGAUGUUAAAUGGACAGAAGCUCCAGGGGCCCAUCACGGCCGAAGAGGUCAACCAUAUGCUCGCCAACAAAAAUAUGGAGGGCAAAUUCCCUCUGUUCACGGCAGUAUACCGCAUCUGCCGAGGCGAGCUGAAGGCAAGCGAUUUCAUCGACUGCAUCCGCAGCCAUCCAGAGCACAUGAGACAGCCGUCGCCAAAAUGUUCUCUGUGACCGGCGUGGCGUGCCUCAGUGCUUGCCCUCACCUCACAACUGUCACAUCGUCUGCUGCACACUCCUCACUUGUCGUUAUCAGAAACAGCAAUGUAUAUGUUGAUGAUCUUUAUGAGCCAAUUAACGAAACCAUAAUUUAUUGCGAUAAGAGGUCAUGACCCUAUCACGACUAUGGAAACGUGUAAUGGAACGGAACAUUUUCGGGCCUAAACUUAGGCGAUUUUAUCUUGGUUUAUUUAGGUAUAGCUUGCUAUCUAAAAAAUUUACAGUGGCAAUUCUAACACACUUAUUAUGUAAUAAAAACUUUUAAUUGGUUUUAAAUAUUGAUCUCAAUGAAGUUAACAUUUAAAACAUAAUAAUAAGUCCCAGAAAUAAAGAAUUGUAAAAUUAUUUUAACUAAAAUCACAGCUUACAUAAUUUACACUUCUGAUGACCUCUGCGUAGUGAAGUAACAUCACCAAUUUUCUCUUGUCAUAUAAAUUAUGGUUUCCAAAAGGUAUGAUAAGAUGAUCGCUGUUUAAUUUUGGUUAGUUUAUCGUCUUCUAUACAACGUAUAACAUGGACGUCUUUAAUUUAUGAAUAAAGCAACCUUACAAAAUCUAGUGUUAUUUGAUACAUAUAUCUAAAUUAUGUACUAAUUACAAUUAUACGUUGUUAGAAGACGGAUUCCACUUCAUUAUUUUAUGCACAUGAUAUACGUGUUAUCAGUAAAAAAAUCAUUGACGAUUUUUGGAGAUGAGCGACAUCGAGCCAUCUAUUUUUUUUUAUUAUGGCCGCUGUUGCAAAAUAUGAUGACGGUUAUUAUAUUGUGCAUGUCUUUCAGUUUAUUGAUUCAUAUGUUAUAAUCACAAAACAUCUUGUAGAGAAUUUUUGUCAAUGUUGAACAACUUCUAGCAUACGCAUUUAUGCUUAUUUUUUUCGUAAGUCUACGAUGUUUUAACAAUGUAAGUGUACUCCUAAUUAAGUGUUCAGUUGUUUUUUCAAGUUUGUUGAUUUGUAUUUCAUAUUAAUUAUCAUAUUUCCAAACACUUGUUUUAACAUGUAACAGGUAAACUGGUUGAUUUUAACUGCAUGUUAUUUUGUUAUUUUUAUGUGAGAAAAUGGAUUUAGUAACGCUAGUAGAAAAUAUAUUAAUAUUGAAUGACAUUUGGAGAUAUUUUUUGAAAAAAAUAGAGAAUAUUAAUUUAAUGCUGACGCUGAGUUAGUUAUUUUGUUUUAAUAAUUUUGUCGAUUGUGCAACAUACAACAUACGAGUAAUGAUACAAGUCAUAUUGUUGCGAGAGGAAGAACAUUACUUGUGUUUUAUGAAAAUUUAGCCAUUAGGCCUAGUCAAAAAAUUCCUAAGUCAGUCUCGCGUACAACUUUUGUUCACUUUAAUUUAAUUAGUAAUUAACACGGGCUUUGUAAAUUAAUAGCAUUACUAAUUUAUCGAUAGUUGUAUGUUUAACUGUCAUGUCACCCACCAGAUUUAUGAAUUAAAAUAGUUUCAUACUACAUGAGGUUUCAUAAUAAAUCAUUCAAAACGACAGAA